Molecule: messenger RNA, 350 nt
Organism: Entrophospora candida
Lineage: Eukaryota; Fungi; Glomeromycota; Glomeromycetes; Entrophosporales; Entrophosporaceae
Source: the annotation of a GenBank genome assembly
AUGGAUUUAAACUUGUAUUACAACUUAGUAAAAUAUUUGUCAGAUUUACUUUUUCUAGAAUCAUCUAUGGAUGAAGAACAAAAGAAAAUAAGAAGUCAAUCAAGAUAUUUCAUAGUAAGAGAAGCAGGACACUUUGGAAUUGAGGCAACCUAUCAUAGGAUUGCUGAGAGAUAUUACUGGAACCAAAUGUAUAGUGAUAUAAGGGAAUGUGUUCGAACUUGUGAUGCAUGUCAACAUAGGGGUGGGCCUACUAAGCAUGAAUAUCUACAUCCAAUUAAAGUUGGACAACCCUUUGAGAGAUUAGGAAUGGAUAUUGUUGGACCUUUGCCUGAGACUAGGAAGGGAAACAA